Penicillium verrucosum is the source of this 543-nucleotide messenger RNA. RefSeq lists its product as uncharacterized. Bases 1 to 543 code for a protein of 180 amino acids. Lineage: Eukaryota; Fungi; Ascomycota; Eurotiomycetes; Eurotiales; Aspergillaceae. The record is from RefSeq and is a predicted model, not a curated record. The transcript has a single exon.
AUGCCCCAAUUUAUUGAGGUGCGCGAUCUGUUCCCCUCUCAAAAAAAUAACGCACUAAAACACGAUGAUGCAAAUUUGGAAGGCACCGAGCUCAUCUAUAACGCAGCUAGUAACUACUGCGACAAUGCUCGCCUGAAAGGAAAAUCCUUCCGUCGUUGCUUGGCUCUAAUCGAGCGAUGCAUAAAUCAUGUCGAAAUUGCAGAUCUUUUGAACGACGGCGGCAGAAGAUACUUCGCUUGGAACCUGUCCAAUCUGUAUUACGGAGGAAAAACUACAAUUGAGUUUCGUCAAGCACCAGCUUCGAAGGACGAGAAAUCUUGUUUACCAUGGGUAGAGUUUGUGGCAUCUUUUAUCCAUUCGUCCAAGAUGUCAGCGUCAGACGCCAUGUUCCCACGGUUUACUCGAGAUGUCCAAGGAUUAAAGAAGGUUUUGACCAGCUUUGAACUAUCUGGUGUCAACCGUGGAAUCUUAGAGUCACUGUUCUAUAGGAAAUCAGGAGCUAUUGAGCCGAGACCUAUGCGAGAACUGACAGUGUCAGAGUAA